Molecule: messenger RNA, 3303 nt
Organism: Megalops cyprinoides (Indo-Pacific tarpon)
Lineage: Eukaryota; Metazoa; Chordata; Actinopteri; Elopiformes; Megalopidae
Gene: tmem154
Product: transmembrane protein 154
Exons: 9
Coding region: 63-698 (211 amino acids)
Source: RefSeq, a predicted model, not a curated record
CAGGAAACAGGAAGCACAGGAUGUCAUGACGGCGAGUGAGAAACCCAGGGCACCAUGGCACCAUGCCGACAUCUGAUAGAACAGGAGGCUUGUCGAGGAACCAGAAGAUGACCCUGCUACUGUUGCUGGUUCUGACAGCUGGACUGGCCGGCCGGGUGCACUGCGAGGACGAAGAGGAGCAGGCUGGAGAUGGAGAAAUCCAAGAAGAAAGUGAAAUCACCCCUACUGAAGAAGAUGGGGUACCCGCAGGCACCUCAGAAAAUGAUGGAAACGAGACUGUGGAGGAUACUACACUCUCUGGAUCAGGAGAGCUGACCCCUCAGCUCCCAGGAGGUCCUGGUGGCAUUGGCCGUUCAUUUGAUAGCACUGAUGAACCCAUGAGCACAGUGGAACCUACCCCCAAUCCCGAGGGCGACCUGAGCGCUGCUAUCAUCAUAGUUCCCUUUGUACUUCUCCUGCUGAUCGGCGUGGCUGCGGUCGCGUUCUUCAUCAGCCGGAGGAGGACCAAGAAACAGCACGCCAGCUCCGAUCACAUGAAAGACGAUGAAGUCUUCACCAGCUGCGACACGGAAAAGGUACCGAUGCCCAUGUUUGAGGAUGACGUCCCUUCUGUACUAGAGCUAGAGAUGGAAGACCUGGAGAAAUGGAUGAUAAAAGAUCCUGGAGGAAUUUGCUUGGAAACCAUACAAGAAAACUAAUACCGGUGAUGUCCUAAUGUUCUGAGUGCAGCGCUCCGGAGGUGACCCGAUUUGAUGAGAUCCUGUUCUCUCUACAGGGUAAACCGAGGGGUGGUGGGUGCUGUCUCCGCCUUCUGCGAUGUCACCAAGCCACUGUGGGUGAUGUCAUUCUCUCAGCACGCGUGAUGCACUGUGUGCCUCUGAUCCCAUUCACCCUGGAUGUUUCCUCAGUGUUAAUUCAGCCACAUGACCAAGGCAACACCAUCCAGGGUGAUUUAGAUUCUGUUACUUUAAUAUAUGUGGAUUUACAUAACUGGACACCAACAUGAAGAAAUAAGCAUGAGCACCUAAAAGAGCUUGCAACACUUUCUGUGUGGCGAAUGCGAAACAGCGCUCAGACCUUCCCACUGCGUGACUCCCACACACAGACUGUGCCUCUGGGGUUGGGUGAUGUCGCAUUAAGACCGCGCCUCAGGCUUUCCACUGUAUCCUGGUUACAUGCCCUUGACAUACAGCUGCGUGUAUCUUUGUACCCGGAGGUAACACAGCAUUCUGAGACCUUGCUCCACUCAGGACUCUGCUUUUCUUUGCACGAACGUUGUCGUAUUUUGACGGAGAGCUUAUUUGUGUUUAAAUUCGGUCGCAUUUCGCUCGUUGUGACAUCGCUGUUGAUAUAUGCGGCUUUACCACUUCAGCUGAAGAAGCGGAGAGAAUGGGAUGAAUGUUGAAAAUGUUGCAAAAUUGCAGUAAUCCGUUUAUCUCUCUCUCUCUCUCUCUCUUCUUGGUCAGGAUACAAAUUAUUAUGCUAAUGUAGGAGUGUGAAAAAAAUAUGCUUUGAUUUGCAUUACUUCAUUAGCUCACUGCCUUUUUAAAGUAGAGCAUCUCUCGUGAAAAUUCCCCUAAUUUCAAGGGUUGUUUCAUGAAUGAUCAAAAAAAGGUUCUGCUGGAAAAUGUGAACACAUGACAACUGUACAGUAUAUACACAAUGGAACACAUGGUAGCUGCAGUGUGCUUGUGAUGUAACACAUGGUGACUGCAGUGUGCCUGCAAUACAUGCUGACUGUGCAGUGAGUUUGCGUUGUAACAGACAGUGACUGUGAAGUGUUCUUAUGUUGUAACAUAUGGAGGCUGUAGUGUGCUUGUGAUGUAACACAUGGUAUUUGUAUUGUAUGCUUUCUGAAGCUGUUUAGUAUGCAGGAUGUAAGGUCUCCUCUCCCAUCAGCCACACCUGUCAAAAUAAUUUCUGAAAUCUCAGAUUUCAUGAGGAUCCCAAUAUCCGUAAAAUCAAAAUUAACACUGGACUGGCAGAGUAUAAAUAUUCUGUCAUGUCCCCAAUUAGACUUAUGCUUUAACUUUGCGAGCUUGUUCUGGGUCUGGUAGAGUCUCUAAAUGGUGUGUCAAAGCCAUGGACUACAUUUCAAUAGGUAGCCUCUUUAUUAAUGGUGUAUUUCUUGUAGUGUAGUGAAUGUGGUUUGAAGCAUGGAUUCCAUACACAGUCUCCUAUCUGCACACUAAUUAUGUCCUUUUUCAGCAAAUUCUGUGGCACAACAGGGUAUCACUGUGUAAACCUGGAGUGCUUGUACCCUUAAUAACAGCAUGAUUCAGCCAAGCAAUUUUGUAUAUCAGAGUUUAUUGUUGUUUGGCAUGUUUUUGUUCAUAUGUUGGAGAUUUUCACUUGUAAAUAGAAAGUAAAAAAAAAAUCUAAAUUCUUCAGACAUAUGUUGUAAUUUAGAGGUCAUUGUUUUGUUUAUGUCAGUGGAAUGUCAAGCGCAUUUCUAUGCAUGCAAUGACUUAGAAAGCUAUGGUCCUCGAAUGACUCACUAUUAUCAGGUGAAUAUGCAUUAUGCAUUUGAUUUAUGAGAAACUGAACAGAAAGCCACAGUAAAAGGCAGUAAAAUAUCAGUGUAUCAAAGGCAAUGUGAAAGUCCCAUGUCGCAAUAGGCCUUUGUUCUGUGUUAAGGGGCGUAAGGUGUACGUGUGACUGCCUCUUGUCGUUGGCCCGAUCUGCUCUAGCGUGCGUGACAUGUCUGUGAGCCGUCACCCCCGCCAGCUGAUCCCGACGGCGAAACCCGGGGCUCCGAGUCCCUCAUUUCCACUGGGCGCUCUGCGCAGAUGUGCAUCGCUGGGUAGUAAUGGAAUUCAUAUGAGCCGACAAUGGGAACAAGGACAGAGAGCGGCCGGAGCAAUGCAUAUAAAUAAGGAGCACAUGACAGGAUAAAUGGGCUCCAUAUUCUUUCCCUUUGCCUGCUGCCAGUCCUGGGCAUUGAGAAUUAUUCUGCCCAAAAAAACAACAAAAAAAAAGAGCUCAUGGUCUUAUUUUAUGCUGCUGUGGAUUUUUACGCUCUUCACCUGAGAAUAGAGUGUUGGCCAAAAACUCUGCAGGAGCCUUUUCCAAAAUUAUCCUCCAAAUGAUCCAUUUCAAUCCUCACUCUUUGAACAAGCGUUAGGAUUUUCUAACGAUUUAACUGAGUUAAGAUUUUUGCUGCCUUUUAUUUAAUUCUUUUGUAUUGAAUGUUGGAUCGCUGUCAGAUUUCUUGUUCAGAUUACUGCAGGGAUUCGUUCUCACUGGAAUGUAAAUAUUUUUUAUUAACUUCUCUUUCAUAAUUUUUCCCUCUGCUUUGUUUGA